Brassica oleracea var. oleracea is the source of this 516-nucleotide messenger RNA. RefSeq names its product ethylene-responsive transcription factor ERF060-like. Lineage: Eukaryota; Viridiplantae; Streptophyta; Magnoliopsida; Brassicales; Brassicaceae. The transcript has 2 exons. The record is from RefSeq and is a predicted model, not a curated record. The coding region runs from base 1 to 462 and encodes 153 amino acids.
AUGGUGACUGCGGUUGAUAUUACGGCAGCUUCUUCUGCAUGGAUGAUAUAUACUUCGUGCGAAUCAGCCAGGCUUAAUUUCCCACACAUCAAACACGAGUAUGGAUACGGAGGCGGUGGUAGAAGCUUCAAGCCUCUUCAUCCCUCUGUUGAAGCAAAGCUCGAAGCGAUUUGUCAGAGCUUGAGAAAGACAGAGGAUGAUGAUGAUCUCCCCUGUUCUGAAACAGAGCUUUUCCCGCCGAAAGCAGAGUAUCAAGAGAGUGAAUUUGGGUUUUUGAGAGCUGAUGCGAAUUCGUUUUCCGAUGAGUCUCAGGUUGGAUCUUUGUCUCCGGAGUCAGGUAUUACCACUAUGUUCAUGGGUUUCUCGGAUUCUGAGUUUGAUGAGACUGGGAGUUUCGUGCUUGAGAAGUUUCCUUCUGUGGAAAUUGAUUGGGAUGCGUUUAGCAAGUUGUCUGAAUCUUAAGUGUCUGCCUUUAACCUCUGUGUCUGCUAUUAAGUGUCGUAUUAGUUAGCUAAU